AUGGAGCGGGCCAGGGACCAUUUACACCUGAGGUGGACUGUUGAACAGCACGUACCAGAGGUAGAAGUCCAAGUUAAACAUAGAAGGAUAGCCUCACUGAGCAACCAGGAGUGUCACCUGUACCCGAGGCCAUCUCAGCAGCAGCAGCAGCAAGUCCCUGUGGUGGAUUUCCAUGCAGAACUGAGACAGGCGUUCUUAGCUGAGAUACCGAGAGGUUGUUAA
Messenger RNA from Lagenorhynchus albirostris (white-beaked dolphin), 222 nucleotides. RefSeq names its product SNRPN upstream reading frame protein-like. The record is from RefSeq and is a predicted model, not a curated record. Gene Ontology annotation, cellular component: nuclear speck. The transcript has a single exon. Bases 1 to 222 code for a protein of 73 amino acids. Lineage: Eukaryota; Metazoa; Chordata; Mammalia; Artiodactyla; Delphinidae.